Messenger RNA from Trichoderma citrinoviride, 603 nucleotides. RefSeq lists its product as hypothetical. The transcript has 4 exons. Gene Ontology annotation, cellular component: nucleus. Lineage: Eukaryota; Fungi; Ascomycota; Sordariomycetes; Hypocreales; Hypocreaceae. Bases 1 to 603 code for a protein of 200 amino acids. Gene Ontology annotation, molecular function: DNA-binding transcription factor activity, RNA polymerase II-specific; RNA polymerase II cis-regulatory region sequence-specific DNA binding. The record is from RefSeq and is a predicted model, not a curated record. Gene Ontology annotation, biological process: mitotic cell cycle; positive regulation of transcription by RNA polymerase II.
AUGAACGUGUCGCAGCAGCCGCCAAACGGCCCUCCUUCGCAGCAGCAGACGCCGACCCAGCCCGCCGCCCAGCCGCCCAGCGCCCGCUCACGGAAGCGCCCGGCCCAGAACGCGGCGCCUUCACCCGCCACGGCCGCCGCUCCACCUCCCGUGGCCCCGGCCCAGGGCCAACCUCCUGCGCCCACGCCGCCCGCUCCCCAGGCUGCUCCUGCUGCCCAAGCCCAGCCUGCCGCGACCGAAGACGGAACCUCCAACGCCGCCUCGUCGGGGCCUCCCACCAAGAAGAGCCGGACGAACACGCCAUGGACACCCCAGGAGGAACUUCGUCUCAAGCAGAUGCGAGACGCCGGAAACAGUUGGGCCGAGAUUGCCAAGACUUUCCCCACUAGAACGGAAGGUUCCGUCAAGAAGCAUUGGUACAAGGACAUGCACUAUGCUGAGUUCGCCGAAGAUGAAAGUCAGGCACUAUUGAAUGCGAUCAAAGAAUAUGAGAACAACAAGUGGAAGGUAAUCGGACAGAAGGUGGGAAAGCCAGCCAAGGCUUGUGAACAGUACGCAAAGGAGCAUUUUCCAGGUAUGCUUAGUACAGUCUUUGGCCGGUAG